AUGGCGCAUCCACUCGCUAUCCUCUCCGCAGCGGAGACUAAUUUGGCCCGCGACGUUGUCAAGGACGCUCACCCCGAUACCGUCAUUGAUUUCCGAGAGAUAUUCCUGCAGGAACCCCCCAAGGCGCAUCUUGUCGAAUUCUUAGCUCUCGAGCAUGCCGGUCGCUUGAGCCCAACAACUCCUCGUCCGCCUCGUCUGGCUUUGUGCCAGUAUGACGUGAUUGGUGCCGACCGGAUCCCUCAGUUUCAUGAAUCCGUGAUCGAUGUGGUCUCUCGGACACGAGUCAAGCACAUAAUCGUCGGAAAGCAGCAUCAUGCCAGCCUUACGCUGAACGAAUUCGAUGUCUUAGUGGAUCGGUGCAUGAGUUCCCCGUUGUUCCAACAGGCACUCGCAGAGUUCCAGCUGCCAGAAGGGUUCGAGGUUGUUAUUGAGCCGUGGCCGUAUGGCGGUCUCGAUCACACCGAUGAGAACCGGCGAUUUUUCCAGGCCCUUUGCUUUGCGCAGGAUAAGCGAUCGGGCAAUGGAGAUUCCAAUUUUUACUCCUAUCCUUUGCCAAUGAUCCCGGUGAUGGAUGCCCACACACAAGAGAUCAUUCGCGUUGAUCGGCCUGCAACUGGCGGCAAAGAUGACGGACUGUUGGAACAGACUUUCAAGCGGGAUAUCAUCGGGCACUGCAAGCCGUCAGAGUACGUGCCGGAACUCCUCUUAGAUGGUACUCGCAAGGACCUCAAGCCGUUGAACGUCGUUCAGCCCGAGGGCCCAUCUUUCCGGGUCACCAACGAGUCUCUUGUAGAGUGGCAGAAGUGGCGAUUCCGCGUGGCAUUUAACCCUCGUGAAGGUGCCACCAUUCACGACAUCUGGUAUGAUGGUCGCAGUGUCAUGCAUCGUCUGGCGGUCAGCGAAAUGACCGUGCCCUACGCAGACCCACGACCACCAUUCCAUCGUAAACAAGCCUUCGAUUUUGGAGAUGGUGGCGGUGGCAAUAUGGCCAACAAUCUCUCCCUGGGUUGCGACUGUCUAGGUGUCAUCAAAUACUUCGAUGCCGUGAUCACUCAGCCUGAUGGCACUGCUCAAGCUCUGCCCAAUGCCAUUUGUCUUCAUGAACAGGACAAUGGCAUCGGUUGGAAACAUUCGAACUGGCGCACAGGCCGUGCAGUCGUCACACGCCACCGAGAACUGGUCGUCCAGUUCAUUAUUACUUUGGCUAAUUACGAAUACGUUUUCGCCCACAAAUUCGACCUAGCUGGUGGAAUCAUAGUGGAGUGCCGGGCAAGUGGGAUUCUGAACGUUGUGAACAUCGAUGCUGGCAAGGUCAGUGAGUACGGCAACGUGGUGAGUGGCGGUGUUCUGGCUCAGAACCACCAACACAUUUUCUGCGUCCGGAUCGAUCCUGCUGUCGACGGUCAGAAGAAUUCGGUGGUGGUGGAAGAGUCCCACCCGGUGCCCAUGAACGCGGUGACCAAUCCCAACGGAAACUUCUACCGGGUGACAAAGAAGACGGUGGAGCGUGCUUCCUGGAUCGAUGCAGCUCCGCAAUUGAACCGGACGAUCAAAAUGAUCAACCCGCACAAGACAAACCCCAUUAGCGGGAAUCCUGUGGGGUACAAGUUCAUCCCACUGGCAACUCAAACGUUGCUGGCAGAUCCGGAGUCGGUUCAAGCACGACGGGCUCAGUUUGCCCAGCAUCACGUCUGGGUGACCAAAUUCCGCGAUGGCGAGCUAUACGCUGGAGGUAGAUAUACCCUGCAAAGUCAGAACGAAGUCGAAGGGGUAGCCGAUGCCGUUCGUCGAGGUGACGCCGUUGCCGAUACUGAUGUCGUUGUCUGGAACUCAUUCGGUAUCACUCACAACCCUCGAGUCGAAGACUGGCCCGUGAUGCCGGUGGAAAUUUUCCAACUGAUGAUUCGUCCUGCGGAUUUCUUCACCGCCAACCCUUCGAUCGAUGUUCCGUCCAACAAGAAUGGCUCGUCGAGGCUGGCAGACGCGGAAUGUUGCCGCAAAGCACAUAUUUAG
Molecule: messenger RNA, 2013 nt
Organism: Penicillium atrosanguineum
Lineage: Eukaryota; Fungi; Ascomycota; Eurotiomycetes; Eurotiales; Aspergillaceae
Product: putative copper amine oxidase
Exons: 3
Coding region: 1-2013 (670 amino acids)
Biological process (GO): amine metabolic process
Molecular function (GO): primary methylamine oxidase activity; quinone binding; copper ion binding
Source: RefSeq, a predicted model, not a curated record